AGGGAAGAGAGAGGGAGGGAAAAGAGAGACACGUUGGUGUAUUUAUAGAAAAACGAGGCCUCACAAUAGCCUUUUUUGGAGAGAGAAUUAUUAAGGAGCCGAGGUGCGCGGGUGCACGCGUCCCACUUUUCUGAUUACCACUGUGCUGCCGGCCCCCAGGAUGAAUCAGGAGUGAGACGCAGGACUAACUCCUCGACUCUGCCUCAGAAGCUGCACCGGCUUUUCAUGCACACUCACCCUUUUUUUUUUAAGUCACGAGGAGGUUUUUCACACGCGCGGGGGAAGAAGAAUGGGGCUUUGACUUGUUUUGGGUUUUCUUGUUGAGGGUUGUUGUUAAGAUUAUAUUUGGAAGGCGAUAGAGAGUCACCUGACGAAGGUCACCUGCUACCAGGGGAAGAUGAAGAAGUUUCUGCAGAACAAAAAGGGCAGAUAUUCUUUCCGGCAGAGCAAGCGAGGCUCGCGGUGUCCGUCUAAAGAUUUCUUCCUCAGCAUGCCGACGUCCAAUCAGGGCUGGCCUGAGGAUUUCGGCUUCCAGCUGGGCGGGAAUGGACCCAGCUACAUCCUGUCGGUGGAGGAGGGCAGCAGCGCUCACCUGGCGGGGCUGCAGGCCGGCGACCAGGUGCUGGAGAUCGAGGGCCAUAAUGUCUCGACGCUGGGGCCGCAGGCUGUUGUCGCCAUCGCUCAGACGCAGAAGAACAUCCCGCCCAGCAUCGGAGUGGUGUCCCGCAUCCAGCAGAUGGACAUCAUUCCAGGUCCAGACGGUCGUUUUGGCUUCACCAUCGUGGGAGACUGCCCUCUGCUGGUGGAGGACUGUUCGCCCUGCUCCCCCGCGGGCCGCGCAGGCCUGAGGGCCGGCGAUUGCGUGAUGGAGGUGAACGGCAUCCCCGUCCGGCAGCACGAGACAGCGGCGGCGCUGAUCAAGGCCUCGCAGGGCCGCACGCUGCGCCUGGGCGUGCUUUGCCUCGGUGCCAGGCAGAAACGCAGCAGCAGCAUCGAGGACAGUCAGAUGGGAGGAGAGGGGACGAGGCUGGACCGGAAACACAAAGCUCUGGAGUUCAACAAGAAGGUCGACCAGAUCUUGGGGGACGAACCCGACGUGAAGGAGAAACUCUUCGCCGUGCUGAAGCAGUACGCGGCAGAGAAGAAGGUGGAGUGGUUGGCCUCCGUCGUGCCGGAGAUUCUCACCACUGAGGAGCAUCGACAGCUUCUCUCCAGCAUCAGAAUCUUCAUCCCCAAGAAACACCGGCAGCGCUUCGACGUGGCCGUAAACCAGAACGUCAUCAACCGCCUGUGCCGCAGCAAGAGCAUCAGCGAGCCGCAGGGCCGCGUGCGCCGCAGCCGCAGCGAGGACCACUCUGAGCGCCACCGCGGCUCCAAGCGGGCCAGCUCCGUGCCCAGGGAUGGAGGGGAGCCCGGCGGCAGGGGCGACGCGGAGAGGGACAGCCGGGGCGCGAGGAAGUCCGUCUCCGGGGUUCCCCCGCAUCCACCCAUCGGACCCAAUCAGAGGAUUGUUCGAGUUUACAGAGGGAAAAAGAGCUUUGGCUUCACGCUGCGAGGUCACGCUCCCGUCUGCAUCGACUCUGUCAUCUCAGACAGUCCUGCUGAGGAGUGUGGACUCAAACCCGGAGACCGGAUUCUCUUCCUCAAUGGACUGGACAUGAGAAACUGUUCCCAUGAGAAGGUGGUGUCCAUGCUGCAGGGCAGCGGCGCGAUGCCCACUCUGGUGGUGGAGGAGGGUCCGUUAGAUUUCUCCUCAGACCAGACCGACGCCGAAGAGUCUCCGAGCCUUCAACCCGCCACACUGCCGCGCUCCAGGUCUCCAGCCCUCAGCUCUUUGCAGUGGGUCGCUGAGAUUCUCCCGCCGAGCAUCAAAGUCCACGGGCGAACCUUCAGCCAGCAGCUGGAGCACCUGCUGACCAUCCAGGAGAGAUACACUGUCUGCAAAUCUCUGGAGACUUUCUUCCAGCACCGGAAUGUGGACACACUGAUCGUGGACGUGUUCCCAGUGUUGGACACUCCGGCCAAACAGCUGAUCUGGCAGUUUAUUUACCAGCUGCUCACCUACGACGAGCAGGAGCGCUGCCAGAGCAAGCUGUCGCGCUUCCUGGGUUUCAAAAGCAGCGCCGUGUUGGAGCCCGACGGCCCCGAGCACCACCGGCGGAGCAGCUCGGUGCGCGUGACGGGAACGUCGUACCGUGGAAUCACCCGAGAGAGAAGCUCGGACGACUGCAUCAUCGGGACUCACCUGGGAAUGGGAAUUCAUGUCGAUGAAUCCGGGAGCCCGGAGGAGAGGCAGUCAGGAGACGGAACCUCCUUCCCCGAGUCCCCUGACCUCAGUCAUAUGACAGGUGUGUACACGGAGCUGGAGAACGUGUACGCAGGGAAGAGUGUGUCUCCGCUGCAGGGAGGCUCCUCUGCUGAGGCCGAGAGGCCGGGACAGACUGAGGCCUACGGCCGCUCUCUCUCCCCUCUCACUCUCCCACCUCUCACAGGUAACCGUAAAUCUGGUCUGUCUCUGUCGUGGAAGGAGCCGCUGCCCACGCCCGUCUACGAGAUCCACCACCAGAGCAGCGUGGACUCCAACCCGUACGUGAGCCUGGAGAGCCCGCCCCCCGCCUCACCGCUGCCACAGGACAGCAACCCCAACACGCUGACGCGGCGCAAGAAGCUGUUCACGUUCUCGCGUCCGCCGCGCAGCCGCGACACCGACAAGUUCCUGGACGCUCUGAGCGAGCAGCUCGGCCACCACGUCACGUCCAUGGACCACUUCGUACACGGGGAGAAUGACUAUGAGGAGAUAUAUCAAGGUGGUUGUCAUGGUUACAGAAGAGGAGGUGUGUCUAUGAGUUUCCAGGAGGAGCAGGACCUGGGCUUCAUGCCUCGUCACCUCAGCAGUGGCAGCAGCGACGAUCACAGCAGCAGCGACGAAGCCUCCUCUCCCUCCUACUCCUCUGAGUCCGAACCCAUCCCACCUCCUCCGGACCAGAGCCCUCCGCCUCCGCCGCCCUUCCAGUCCCUCAUACCGCCUCCCGUCCAGUUCACCGACCCUCUCCCGCCUGUCCGCUUCUCCCCCGAGCACAUCCCGCGCAGUCGCAUGCCGUUCCAUCCGCACCACCCCAUCAUCCCCCCGCCGCCACCUCCUCCGAGGACGCUCCUCUCCAGCCGCUCUCCUCGACACAAAGUUCUCCCCUCCAGGGAGGAGUUGGAGAAGACUCACCAGCGCUUCCAGACCUCCCACCUGAAGCACGGCCACACCCCUCUGACCUCCUCCACGCUACGCACAUCGCAGCCGUCCCGCCCCUGCUUCCUGCCGCGGCAGCUCAGCCAGCCUCAGCCUCUGUGCCAGACGUCGUCCUCGCCCCAGCCUUCGCCUCAGCCGAUCAGGCCGAGUCAGCUCGUCCUGCAGAGGCACCACCAGCUCCACCACCAGCACAGCUACCAGGGCCCGCUGCCGCCGUCUCUCCAGGACGACGGCGCCGCCACCCAGUGCGCGAGCCAAGGCGCGACAAAGCUCUCCAAGCCUCCGGCCACGCACUCCACCCUCCCCAGCCACAAGAAGACCUAUGAGACCGCACGAAAGGAGCUCCAGUCGCAGCAGGCUGGACCACCUCCUCCUCCACCGCUGCCCCCUCCCUGCGACGCACCGCCACUGCCCAAACCAGGCCACCACGCCUCAGACACCAACCACAUGAGCGUGAAGAGACUGCGCUGGGAGCAGGUGGAGAACUCAGAGGGAACCAUCUGGGGUCAGCUCGGCGAGGACUCGGACUAUGACAAGCUCACUGACAUGGUGAAGUAUCUGGACCUGGAUCUGCACUUUGGGACCCAGCGCCGAUCCAUUUCUCCUCCAGAGCCAACUUUCCUUCCUGAGAGCUUUAAAAAGAAAGACGUGGUGGAGAUUCUGUCUCAUAAGAAGGCCUACAACGCAUCCAUCCUCAUCGCUCAUCUGAAGCUCUCCCCCGACGAGCUGCGUCAGGUGUUGAUGAACAUGACCACUAACCGGCUGGAGCCGGCCCACAUCAAGCAGCUGCUGCUCUACGCGCCCGACGACGACGAGGUCAAACAGUACGAGCAGUUUGAGCAGGACCCGGCCAAACUCAGCGAGCCCGACCAGUUCAUUUUCCAGAUGCUGGUGGUGCCCGAGUAUAAGACGCGUCUGCGGAGCCUCCACUUCAAGACCACGCUGCAGGAGAGGACGGAGGAGAUGAAGGUGGCGUACGACUACAUCUACAAGGCUUCAGUGGAGCUGAGGAGCAGCAAGAAACUGGCCAAAAUCCUGGAGUUUGUUCUCGCCAUGGGGAAUUACCUGAACAACGGGCAGCCAAAGAGCAACAGAACCACCAGUUUUAAGAUCAACUUCCUCACUGAGCUCAGCACGACCAAAACCGUUGACGGAAAAUCCACCUUCCUCCACAUUCUGGCCAAGUCUCUGUGCCAACACUUCCCCGAGCUGCUCAACUUUUCCAGAGACCUCACCACAGUUCCUCUGGCGGCCAAAGUGAACCAGAGAGCCAUCACAGCAGAGCUGGGCGACCUUCACACCACCAUCCAGGACAUCAGGACGGCCUGUCUGAAGAUCACACCCACGUCUGAGGACCACUUCGCUUCUGUCAUGAGCAGUUUCCUGGAGAACAGCCACCCUGCCGUCCAGUCCCUGGAGUCUAUGCAGAACCAAGCCAUGGAGGAGUUCUCCAAGGUGGCCUCCUACUUCGGCGAGGACGGCAAGUCCAUCAGCACGGAGACCUUCUUUGGCAUCUUUGCAGAGUUCAUAUCCAAGUUCCAGAGAGCUCUCACUGAGACCCAGACUCCAGAAAACCCCAGAAGCCCCAGAAGCCCCAGACUGUCUUCUCCUCUGGCCUGGUGAAGACGGAAAGGACGCCGGGCCAAAACCUGACCAGAGCGAGACGGAGAGAAGGAGAGAGAGAGGGGACAGAUGGACGGACGGACGCUCGGAUCCAUUUUCACUCUGCAACCAAAGUGCCAAGACCACACACACACACACACACACACACACACACACACACACACACAGGGUCUCAGAGCGACCGCGUCAUCUAUAGCAAACUGAACAAUUCAGUGUUAUCUGUCGAUAAAUCGGAGCGAGUGAGCGAGUGUCCCCCGUGUGGAGCAGUGCUGUUACUGCAGGUGCUGGUGAGAGCAGGAACAUUCAGGUUUCAGAAACAAACACAAACGUCAUCACUCCCCGUCUAUUUUUAAUACGCACUGUAAAACUCUAUAAACACAUGUACAUGUCUCAUCGUAAAGCUGCGUCCAUGUAAAGUAAAACUAGCCGCGAUAUAGACACACACGUUUAUUCUACGACAAAGUUUAUAUUUUCUAUCACGUCAUAUUUGAAAACUGUAAAAAAAUAAAAAAGAAGCGUAGAUUUUAGACGGAGACUGUAGUUCACACGACGACUGAUAAAAGUUGGUACAGCGACGCAUUCACUGCCACAUGUACAGCAGGAUUUAGUUUAUACAAUUAGUCGUUUUGAGUUUUUACAACAAACUUUUUGCUUCUUUCCAUCAAAUUUUUGCUAAAUUGAAAAUGUUUCCCUCGUCAUAUAAUGAGUUAAAGUCACAUUAUUUCUCGCUAGCUCAGUUCACUUCAGAGCUUUGUUUUGAUGGAAUCGAAAUAUAAUCAAUAAAACUACAGAAGAAACAAACAUUUAAAACAACAUAGAUACGGCAAAUGUUGACGUCAAAUAAUCCCAAUCAGAUUUGAAUCCGUCUGAUGAUAAAAGUGCAGCAGAAAACAGUUAAAAGUUUUUGCAGUGAGCAUCAGUCGACCAUUUUCUGUGGAAGCAAAGUUGUAAAUUGUUAAAAAAAAAUUAUAUAAAAUUUAAAAAUUGAUCAGAAUAUAAAAGUUUUCAUUUAUUUAAAAAAAUAAAAGGUUUUAAAAUAUUGCACCAAAUCACAACAUACUUUUCAAAUAAAAUGAAUUGGAUAAAUUAAAAUAUUUAAGUUGUACUAUGUACUUUAAUUGAGUUUAAAUAAAUACAAAAUUCAAAACCCAAAAAUCUGAUUUUACAGAUUCACGUCAGUCACGCAACGCAAACACGUCAAAAUACAAAAAACAUCACUUCACUUAAACCUUAAAAAAAAAGUUUAAAAAAAAUUCUUGACUGCUCAAGAAAGGAACCAAAACUCAAUUUAAAUAGUAAUAAACAAAUAUUUUAUUUAUGAAUUUAAUAUAACAUAUUCACUAAGUGUUUGGACUUUUCAACACAAUGAGGUUUUUAAAUGAUUUUAUAAAAAGUCAAAUCUGUAGCCGUUUCUGAUCUGAAAAACUUCCAAUCUCUCACACACACACACACACUGGAGUACUCAGAUUAUAAUCUGACUGUUUUAACUGAAUCAGAUCCAGAUAAAUCCACUCAAUCCCCUCAUUUAUUUGAUUUGUUUUGUAGAGGAAACACUUUUGCUGACUCAUAUUUGGCUCAUGAACUUUGUGUGGCUCGAACCAUGAGUCAGCACUUUUUUAAUUGAAUAGUCAGUCCAGAAAGACGAGAGGCCGCUUUAGUGACGGAGACACGACGACUCAGCUUUCCUGCGUAGGUUAAAGGUCCGGUGUGUAAGAAUUAGUGACAUCUAGUGGUUAAAGUGCAGAUGGCAAAGCAACAGAGGGGGAACUACGGUGGCCUUCACAGACCACAAAAUAUGUUGUCGUUCUUCUUUGUUAGCAAAGAAGAACAUGCAAACAAAAUGGCCGUCUGAAUGGCCCGUUUGUCAAGGCUUGAAUAACAUUUAAAAGUCAACAAAAACAACACAUUUUUGGUUUUAAAGUGAUUAUUUUUAAACACAUCAGAUCUUUAAACGACUGAGGGGAGGGAGGGAGAGAAACAAGGAAACCACUAGUGUACAUGAUUACUUCCUGCUUCUGUGGUCGUCAUGGUGAUCUACGGUACAGUGUACCUGUAGCCGUGUGGUGUUUAUGUCGAUGAACCUCCUGUAUUUUUGCUAUGCACUGCUCAUUCAUCGUCCUCAUUCCCAAAAGUCCGCCUUUUAUUUCCAUUUCCAUCGGAAAGUUACGAUUUCUGUCCGCUUUAGCCGACGAGGCGAUUGCGAUCUCGUGAGAAUGCGAUCAUGGCUGCUAAUGAGUGUAGUGACCGUGUGUUGUCGUCACGAUCAGUUGCAUGUUGGUGCAGUUCGUUGUGUUACGAUGUGCAGCUGGUAGCAUUCAAACCCUGGAUAUUUUUAUUGAUCGAUUUAUUUAGAUAAUCCACUCGUCGUUUCGUCCGAUCGGUUCAUUUUUAUAACUGUUAUUGUUUUGUUUUUUUAUGUUUUCUCUUCAUGUUUGGUUCACAAUAUUUUGUUUUUGAUCUAUAAAAAUCUCAUGCUUGAAAGUCAAA
Molecule: messenger RNA, 7351 nt
Organism: Solea solea (common sole)
Lineage: Eukaryota; Metazoa; Chordata; Actinopteri; Pleuronectiformes; Soleidae
Gene: grid2ipb
Product: glutamate receptor, ionotropic, delta 2 (Grid2) interacting protein, b
Exons: 26
Coding region: 398-4864 (1488 amino acids)
Molecular function (GO): protein binding
Source: RefSeq, a predicted model, not a curated record